AAAGGCCGGAAAUGACGCGAUGUUAGAAAGGAAACCAGUAGAAUGUAUUCCCUGGAGGCUGUGAUUGGUUGUGCUGGAGUGCGGCACUGGUGCAGCUGUUUCACUUCAGCACAGCCUAUAAAUAUUAACUAAUGUGAAGAUGAAACGCAAAGUUGCAAAUACCGGCGUCAUAAGACUUAGCCCCAAUGAAGAAGCCUUGCUGCUAAAGCAGGAACGUGAAAGAAGGCGCAAACUCCGCUUACAACAGGUUAGAGAACAGGAGAAGUUCAUUGCCCUGCAAAUCCGUCACAAUGUUAAAGAAAGGAGGGAACAGGAGCUUCAGAAUUUGGCAGAGGAGCUGCGCUUGGAGUGGCAGGCAUCGCAGGCUGAGAAGCUCCGAGCCCUGGAGAAGCUUUAUGUGUCCAGUCUAAGUGCGAUUGGAGAGGGGCACAGGCAAGCCAAGGAAAAUGAACCGGACCUUCAAGCCGUUGAGAGGCAAGCGGCAGCCAAUAGACAGAAAGCAGAGAAGCGGCACAGAGAAGCUCUCAGGGAAUUAAAGCAGCACAAAGAAAAACAAUUGAGAGAGCAAACCUGGCUUUUGAAAGCCCGCAGGAAAGCGCUUAUUACUGAGAAGGAGCGUGCUGCAAAGAUAGCAAGCCUUCCUCCCCCACCCCCAGACCCUCUAGAGAAUAUUGAGGUUUUGCGAAGGUUCCCAACCGUGAAGCUGUGCAAUGUUGAUGGCUUCUCUGUAUCUCAUUAUCAUCUGCCUGAACCAUACGUAGACCGAGAGACGGAUACGGAACAGCCAGAUGCUCGGGUUGCCGCUGAAGAGGAAGCAAAGCGUUUGGAUGCCUUACAGAAAGAGGAAGAGAGAGAAAGGAGGGAAAGGAUGGAGAAGGCUCACUUACGGGGAUCCCAUGCCUUGAAAAAGGUUCUUUUAACCCAAGACCGGGACAAACUGCUGAAAGAACUGGAACAGAUGCAGCAAGAGGAUUUGGCUCAGAGGAGGCAGGUUGUCGCCCAGAUGCCUCAGCAGCUAUUUGAACCGGCCUAUAGGCGAGAAGAGAUACAGGAGGAGUGGCAGAGGGAACUGGAGGUUGCUUUUGAAGACAUGUACACUGGAGAAAGAAGGGUUAGAGGGGACAUGGUUUUGCACCUCAAGCCACAGCCCUUACCAGUUCCAUCUGCUGAAAGUUUUGAUGAUGACCUGGACCUGUCUGUGGAUCCAGAGCCCGUGUGUGAAACCCAGCCACAAACUGAUGCUGUUGAGGAACCAAGUCACAUUGAGAAAACGGAUGACAAAAGCCGCGAGCCACAAUCGAGAAUUGUUUUUAAGAGACUGUUGAAUAAAAUACGAAGCCAGCAGGAUCAGUGGAGCGCCAAAAGUGAUGUGGAGACGCAGAGCGACACUGUGGAAUCGGGAUCUCUGCCUAAUGAAAUACAUACAAUCCAUGCAGAACUCCAUGAGGCAAGGAAGCCUGCGCCUGAGGGCAUUCAGAACAUGAGUGAUAGUACCAUUCUAGCUGGUAAUGCAGUUCCUCGUCAUGCAACGGAGCCAGGAACACCAACAAAACAGGCCUCUGAUUGGAACAAGCAGGAUUUAGAGAGGCAGAAACAGGAGCAGCUGGAUUUGCUGAACAGACUAGAAGAGGAGAAAAAACGCUUAGAAGCCGAAUACUUGAGGGUUCAACUCCAGAUGCAAAAAUCAAAGCAAGAAGGAAUGGAACCUCCAGAGGAGGAGGAGGAGGAAGAGGCAGCUGUAAUUCCUCCUGCAGUGACUGAACCCAAAACCAUGGAAGAGCCCAAACCUGCGGAACCUCCAGGUUUAAGCCUAAAUGUUUCCACCGAGAGCCCGCACAUUCAGAUAAUUCGACAGUACCAGCAACGUCUAAUUGAGCAAAACAGACAACACAAGCAGUCGGUAGAAGAGGCGAGACAACGUUUGCAAGAAUACCAGCAAUUGCUGAAAAAACGCUAUUCGCAUUUGUCUGCCUCGAGGCUGCAGCCUGCAGCCAAGGAACCCGUUAGUUUCGCUAUAAAGCCCGGUCUCGCACAGAAACCUGCACAGCACUUGGAAGACAUUGGCGGUGCUUCAGACUCCCAUGUUAGAGUAACCUCUUACCCUGGGGAGAGUCUAGCAGGGCACCUUGUAUCUCUGGGUAGCUCUUUAAUAUCUGCAGUGCCGGUUUCUGGACAAAACUUAUUUGCACCUUCACCAGUAAGCAGAACAGCAGAGUUUGGACAGUCGGGAAGCAGUCCCCUCCCUCAUUCUACAGAGCAAGAUAACUUUAUUCCAUACUCUUCUGGGACUAUUCCAACACAACAACAAUAUGGAGGGGCAGAAAGCAUGACCGGAAAAGACAUUGCUGCGAACGGCAUUAAAAGUCCUAAAAGAGCAACACCGUUGGGAAAUUUUAUUUUGGAAGUGGCAGCUCCCAGGCUAGAACAAUACACUUCUUCGCCCGAAGAAGACUCCAUCAGUCCUCCAUAUUCUAUGUACGAUCUGGAAAAGCAGUCCUCCACAUCAAGCAAAGGUGAUUAUGAUACGGCCUCUGAUAGUUUCUACGCCCUUCCUUCUUCCUUGUCUUUGGGUCUGCCACAGAAUAUAGAGAAUAUAGAGCAAGAACCUCAUGUUCAAAAAGUGGAUAGUGUUCCAUUCGGAGAGUUCUCUAAUGUGCACGAGUUCCGCAAGGGGCUGAUCUCUUCAACGGCCAAGAUGCAAGCUCAGCAGACUCAGCUUAGGGAUAUGCAGCUGCAGCUGGAGAUGCAGAGGGAGUCCCUCUUGUCUAAACAGAAAUCCCAAGAAGAAGGUCUGUUACAGAAACAGAAAGAGCUGGAAGAUCAAAUGCGCAAGCACCAAGAGUCGUUGGAACAUUUCCUGGCCAACAAGGAGUCUGCACAAGGGGCGUUACCUCCUGAUCUCUGUCAGAUUUCAAAUAACGAACGUCUUCGCCUUAUGUCUGCGCUGCUGAAAGCACUGGGUGACGGUAAACAAGAGAACCUCAGUCUGGGAAAUGGUAGUAGCCUUAGAGCUGCUGGGAGAGAACUGAAAGGGAGACCGUCUAAACCUCCGGUUACAAAAACCAAAUUGGGUCCAUCGUUGGAACAACAUGAGCUCAGUGCUAUUCUGGAAGUGGAAACGCCAAGUGGCAGGCCUUCUAGUACUGGGCCGCCGGAACACAAGAACAGCAGCUCAGGCCGACAGGAUGGUGCUGAGGGUGGGAACUCGUCUGUGCCCCCUGCUUGCAUGCAAGAAAACAGCAGACUGAGGGAAGCCGGUAACUAUUCUCUCGGAGAUCCGGAUCUUUCCAGAACAUCGACGAGCAGCAAUGAAAGCAAUAGGAGCCAGACUAAGUUAUCUUGGAGACAGAUGUUGUCUCUAGCAGCUGCUUCAUCCCAUAACUUGACUCUCCCAGAUCAAUCCUGGAGCUCUUCAGUGCACUCAGGCCUUUCUCCUCAUCCUGCUGGUACCAAAACAGCAUUCCACUUUCAGCAACCUGCCCAGGAGAGAUCCGAUUGGCUGGGGGCAGCUGAGCUGGGAAAAACAGGCAUUGGAUACAGUGCUCAAACGCAGGCCCGGGAAGCUUUCAGCGAUCACUUGUCAACAACCACAAUCUCUACGGGAAGUUUUCUGACCAGCGAGAAGGCCGAUUCAAGCAUUAGCAACUUAGAGACUAUUUCAGACCUUCACAAAUGCAACUUCUCCAUUAUCAAUGGCGCGGAACACGGCAACUGGAGUACCUCAGUCAACGGGGUUCCACAGCCGACUAGAAGGGAUGAGUUCCCGAGCCCGGAAUAUUUGUCGACUGCACCGGAUCAGCGCAGCCACAUUCAGCAGAUCAUUGAUAAAUACACCAGGGAUCUCAGUGCUUCCCUAGAGAGAAAUCUAAGCUUUCAUACUCCUACUGCUGCUCUAGAUGUAUCUGGGAAUGACAAUCACCUGCCCUCGGGUUUCUAUGCCCUGGAACCGAAACCUGACUUCAAUGUCUCUACAACUUCCCAUUCACAAUUAAACAACACCGGCAGCUCUCAAGAGUCAAAGAACACAAGCCAGAGCUCGUUUUACCCAAGCAGCAAAGAGUGGUCUUCAGAACAAUCUCAUAGCUUCCAGUAUCCAGACAGCAGCCAUAGUCCGAUGUCUUCCCCUGGCAUAACUAGUGCGCAGCACGUGGAUGUGGAAAUCACCCCUCAUGUUCGUGGGGAUCAAACUCUAGGUUCCUCUGGAUCGUUCCACCCUCUGCACCCAGAAUGCACCCUUAAUGAGCCACCGCUGAGCAGCCCAGGUCUCUGCGGAUGCAGCAGUGCAGUUGAUGAUCUGGGAAAUGGAAGCAUGAAGGCAUCUAAACAACAUGCCUUACAAUCAUCCAGUGUUGACUCUGGCAAUUGGAACACAAACAGCAGCCCUGGUGCCUUUCAGCCUUCCGUGGAACCUCUCCGGGCCGAUAGCCACACCUUGCUGGAGGAUCUGGGCUCUUUUCAUGAGCUGAUGGCCACAGAAACGACGGCUAAUGAAUCUGAGCUGUCUGAGCACCCACUCACAGCUGUCGGCAAAACCAAACAUGGCGACUCUCAGCAGCUUCAUGAAUUGCCUGUAUUGUACGAAGCACUCGAACCGGCAGAAAUAGAGGCAUCUGUAGGGGACUAUCCAGGCCUGGGCUCCGUGCCACAGCAUUCCAACGGUGAUGAAGGGGCAGAAGUGGAGUCUUCAUCUCUGACCUUGAAAAGCGACACACUUACUGAGGCAGAAUCCAGCGUACACCCAGAUAGUUCAUCUGCCAUCAGCUCUUCUGCAUUCUCUUUGGGCAGCUUUUCUCUUCUCAGGGACACACACAAUGCCCGAGGCAUCAUGGAAGAACCUGAGUUAUCGCUAGUGAGUUUCCCUGACAGCAGCUUUGCUGGUUCAGAGCACGUUACCACCUUGACUAGCAUGUCGGAUCACCACGUGGACCCAAGCUUUGCAGAGGGUUGCUUUCAUCCCCUACCAGCUGAAGUGGACCACUCCAUGUUUAACAUGCCAGACUGGUCAGCAGCGGGACCAAGCUUUACUGACCAAUCUACACCACAGCACUUUGCAGCACUUGAUUGGACAUCCCCUGUGAGCCUGCAGGAAGCCUUAUUAAAGAAGAAAAAACAUUUUAUCGAAAGCUCUUCAAAACGAGUUGAACAAAUCAAGCAGAAAGCUGCGGCAGUCGGAAACCCUGUAUUUAACUCCACGCCGAAUGUUGGAGUCAGCGCGCAGGAGGAGGCGUCUGCCUGUGACGAAGCUUCAGCAAGUGACAGCAGCACCCUGAAGAAGGUUGUAGAAGUUCGUGUGUGUACCCCGGAGGAGCGCAAGCUGUCGGAGAUAGAGAUGCACCAGAGGACUAUAAGGUUGUACAACCAGCUCGACGAAGUUAAAACCAAAAAAGAGGAGAAGAUGAGAAAGGAGUCCUAUGCCAGAAACAGAGAGAAGGCUAACGAGUUUAAGAAGAAAACUCUGGAAAAGCUGAGAUCCAGGAGGAAAUAACUUGGAAAGAACAGACUGCGCCACCUUUGCACGGGGGGUUCAAAAAGACACUGUUUGAAAAAAAAUCUUUGAACCACUAAUUUGUGUGAGAGAAGAAAUGGCUCUUGGCAUCCAAGACUAAGAAUUGACAUUUUUUUUGUUUUUAGGUUUGUUCUAAUGUCUCUAACUAAAUCUCCCCCUCCGCUAUUGUUUUGCACUAAGACUUUCGGCAAUAUAGAAGCUGUGAAAUAGAAAGGAAACACUUACUAUACUUUAUAUUUUAGGGAGGGGAUCUAAAGCCAAAAUGUUUUGUUUUUUUUGAGAAAAAGUAAACUCUUAGUACAGAAAAUUGCUGUACAAUUGCUUUUGAGAUAUUAUCAGUAUAAUGAACUAGAGCCAACAGUGCCACCUGCUGGUCAGUUUAGCCACCUACAUACAAUCUGAAAAUGAAUUUUCUGAUAAAAGGAAAGUCCGAUGGUGUUGGGAUUAGAAUUCACCAGAGGAAAAUGCCAGAUUUAUCAUCUUUGGUAACAUAUUCUCAAGAUGUUGUUUUUCUCACAAAAUUAAAUAAAAAGCAGAUGGCACGGUUUCAGAUUCACUAUUUGGCCAGUUUAAAAACUGCUCAUAUCAUGAAAACUAGAGCGAAAAAAACCCCAGUAUAAAUAGCAAAGGGAGAAAGCUGUUGGCCGCAGCCAAUAAAAACUGCACUUUAUUGGCUCAGCUUUAAAAAAAACAUCAGAGCCUUAAAUUGCAAAAGUAUCUAAAAGAGCUCUGAGUCAUUUUAGAUUCAUUUGUGUUGAGGGUUUGUAUCUCCUUUAAGGGCGAAGACACACUGAGCUACUUAGUAGCAGCUGCUUGUCAUCAUUACUAAACACCAAAAAAUCCCCUGCCAUAGACAAUACUGAGAAUUGCCUCUGCUAAAACACACGUAGAGACAAUUAUCGGUAAAUUAUCAGCAUUGUCUGUUUUAGUAGCUGUGACAAGUAGCUGCUACUAGUAGCUCUGUGUGUCUUCACCCUAAAGGGUAAAUAAACCUUAAAUAAAUAAUACUGCUCAGGCUGCUUUUCUUAGCACUUCAACAGCAGCACUGUUCUGUUUGCCUUUUGCAUCUCUCUGUACAGUUACAGGAACUGACCAGCAGGUGGCGCUAUUACAUAACUUCAUUAGAUUGCUCUGGAAUUUUUAAAAAAAAAAUGUAAAUAGAAAAAGUGCUUAGAAAAGCAACCUAAACCUAAUUUUAGAUUAAAUUAAAUUUUUCAAUCCUUGCUUUACACUGCUAAAGUCUUCCAUAUGGCAGAGCAGCGCUCUGUUUUUGAACAAUUUUUGCCGCCUUCUUCUGUUUCCAGCUUUCAAAUGGGGGGGUCACUGACCCCGGCAGCCAAAAACCUAUUGCUCUGUGAGGCUACACCUUUAUUGUUAUUGUUACUUUAUUUAACUUGUUUUCUAUUCAGGUCCUGUCCAACUCGUAUACCAGCCUCUUGUUUAAACUGCUUCCUGGUUGCUAAGGUCAUUUGGACCCUAGCAACUAGAUAGCUGCUGAUGCUCCAAACUGGAGAGCUGCUGAACAAAAAGUGAAAUAACUAAACUGCAAAUAGUAAUAUUCCGAGACAAUUUGCAAUUGGUCUUCAUUUUUUUAUUAUCUGCAUCAUAUAAAAAGAUAAAUUAUUUUUUGCUUAAGAUUCCCCCCCCAGCAUUUAUGUCUGAUAUCCCAGUUAUUUUCCAACUCGUUGAGUUACCCUUGUAACUAAAUAUGUAAUAACAAGCUUGUUAAUAUUAUUUGCUAUAAAUAUUUUAAUUUAUGAAGUUUAUAGGUCAGUUGUACUGGAACUUAUUUUUAUUGCUUUUAUAUGUCUUUUAAAUAAAUAUAAUGUUUCUUCAUUCUA
Messenger RNA from Xenopus tropicalis (tropical clawed frog), 7347 nucleotides. RefSeq names its product centrosomal protein 295 (gene cep295). The record is from RefSeq and is a predicted model, not a curated record. Bases 140 to 5485 code for a protein of 1781 amino acids. Lineage: Eukaryota; Metazoa; Chordata; Amphibia; Anura; Pipidae. The transcript has 29 exons. Gene Ontology annotation, cellular component: centrosome.